Molecule: messenger RNA, 921 nt
Organism: Chaetomium strumarium
Lineage: Eukaryota; Fungi; Ascomycota; Sordariomycetes; Sordariales; Chaetomiaceae
Product: Fip1 motif-domain-containing protein
Exons: 4
Coding region: 1-921 (306 amino acids)
Cellular component (GO): mRNA cleavage and polyadenylation specificity factor complex
Source: RefSeq, a predicted model, not a curated record
AUGGAUAUCGACGACGAAGACGAUUUCUAUGCCCCCGAGGAGCCUCAAGCUCCCGCUGCGCAACCCGAAGCUCCACCAACUGCACCCAAGAAGGAGCCGAAUGAGGAACUCGAAGAGGGGGAAGAGGAGGACGAAGGAGGGGCCAUGGACGAAGACGAUGAUUCAGUUGGUUCCCCUAUCCGGAGAGAUAUCGACAUCAUCACCGAACGGAAAGACAGCUCCAAACCUGCCCCUCCACCGCAAUCACGCUAUAGCGAAAUCAAAAACAUCCCCCAGCGCUCCGCCUCCUCCGAAACAGCCUCCAUCAAACCCACUCAAAUAAAGCGCGAAUCGCCCCGCCAACAAUCCGCAACCGCCACCAGCAACAGCACUGCUCCCAACACCACCAUCACCGCAGACGCCCACCCGCCGGUCUCCACCUCCAAAAUAGACGUCAACGCCAUCCCGAUCCACAAACCAACAGGCAAACCGCUCACGCAAGUCAGCAUCGACGAGGACCUGCCGGACAACGACAAGCCCUGGCGCAAGCCGGGGGCCGUGCUCAGCGACUACUUCAACUACGGCUUCGACGAGUUCACGUGGGCGCUGUACGCGCAGAAGCAGGAGGCGCUGCGGGGCGAGUACAACGCGGAGGCGAUCGCCCAGAGUAACAAGAAGAUGAUGGAGGAGAUGACCAACCUGAUGAUGAUGGGCGGCAUGCCGGGGCUUGGGGCGCCGGGCGGCGGGAUGCCUGGUGUGGGUGUGGGUGCGGCUGGUGGUGCCGCGCAGGCAGCGAGCGGGCAGGGUGGGGCGAUGAUGCCGCCUGGCAUGGAGGGCCUGUCGCCUGAGAUGCAGGCGAUGAUGCAGCAGAUGAUGGCGAGUGGCAUGGAUCCGAGCCAGAUGGAUAUGGGCGCCAUGGCGGGUCAGGUUGUAUUGUAUUAA